AAGUCACGUAUUUUUUCAAUUCACUUCUAACGUGCAGAAGUGUCUAACGGGGUCGGUGAACAUAACAAAAAGGAUUUAAUUUUCUUUAAUCAUGGGUAGACACUUCCUUUUGGGAUUGUCUAUAGCUUUCCUAGCCGUUUUAGGAUAUGCGCAGUGUUCAAAAUUUGGAUCAGUUGAUUUAGAUCCUACACCAUUCAAAAGUGAUAUUGCUUUUGCAUUUUAUAAAAGAGCGCACGAAUUAUUCGUUUCGAAUUCAUCACGGAUAAGUAGUGGUGAUGAGCUUGCAAUAGGUGAUCUCUGCAGAAGUCAUUUGGAUAAAAUUUAUACUGGAAUUAAGGACUACCAGGAAUGGGCGUUGGAAUGGCCCGACUCAUGGGGCCGAAUGCCAAUGGGUCUAUUUUGGGGACACUCCAUCAGUAUGGGUGCAUUCGAAGAAUGCAUAGCUGCUUCCAGAAAAAUCUCUGAAACUGAUACCAUUCGAGGAAAAUAUUGUCUAACCCAAGUGCCAAUCAAGCAUUUCUUUUCUCAAGUUAAACCUCGCAAUGAUGUAGUUCAAGCUCGUAUUAGUUACAAACAAAAAGAUCCAGAAAAUUUCGAAUUGGGUAUUUGCAUUCCAAAGACUUGUACUGCAGCUGAUGUAAAUAUAGUUUUUAAAUAUGUUAUUGAAACAUACACUCAAGAAACUGUGGUCAAGCCAAUGGCUAGUGAUGAGUUUUGCAAAGCUGAUGAUCCAAUUGAGCUUCGUGGAAUUGAUAUAUUUGCCAUAAUCUUUAUUUGUUGCAUUGUUCUAAUAAUGAUUGUUAGCAGUAUUUACGACGCUGUUCAACAGAAGAAAGGACAUCAAGGACGUCCAUUGUUUACUGCAUUUUCGGUUUAUUCAAAUGCUCCUAAGAUUUUCAAUGUAAAAACAACAAAGAAUCCAAAUGUAAUUCAUUGUUUGGCUGGCAUGAGAUGCAUAUCCAUGAUGUGGGUAGUUUUUGGACAUGGAUACAUGACAUUCUAUGAUCUUCCUCAUCUUGAUAGAAAUAAAUUCUACACUUGGAUUGAAACACCUUACUCAAUGUUGGUACAAAAUGCAACCCUCUGUGUAGAUACAUUCUUCUUUAUGAGUGGUUUAUUGAUGUUAUGGGGUGCCUUCAGAGAAAUGGAAAAGACAAAGGGCAAAUUGAAUCUUCCUUUGAUGUAUUUCCAUCGUUACAUACGUUUAACUCCAGUUGUUGCGGUUGUUAUAUUGUAUAUCAUGAGUUUGUACAAAUACUCUGGACGUGGACCCAUGUGGAUGAAGAUUGGUACACAAGAUCAAAGAUGCUCAGACACUUGGUGGGCAACUCUUCUCUACGUUCAGAAUUAUGUUUUCCCUUAUAAAAUUUGCGUCAGUCAAUCUUGGUAUUUGGCAGUUGAUACUCAAUUGUAUGUGAUUUCACCGCUCUUCUUGAUACCAUUAUGGAAAUGGGGCAAAAAAGCACUUGGUCCAAUAAUUGUCUUUGGUUUAUUGUGCAUGGGAUGUACUUUUGCUACCUUUAUGAAGGAAGGAUUUACACUUUUCCGUGUUCAAGACGACCAUGUUGAUCUCCGACAGAGACUUACUUAUUAUCCUACCCAUACCAGAGUACCAACAUGGCUUAUUGGUGUUAUCUUCGGUUAUUUCUUCUUCAAAUAUAACCGCGGACGUAUUAUUCCAAUGAAGACGUCUCUUGUAAUUUUGGGAUGGACAUUAGCAUUUGGAACAAUGUUAGCUUGUGUUUGGGGACCAUACUGGAGAAUUCUUCCUGGCACUCCUGAUGCACCUAUUCUCGAAGGUGCUCUUUACGAACCAUUGAGUAGGGCUUCAUGGGCUUGUGCUAUUGGUUGGAUUGUAUGGGCCUGUUACAAUGGACAUGGUGGAAUCAUUAAUGACUUUUUGUCUUGGAGUUUCUUCCAAGGAUUUGCUCGUUUGUCAUAUUGUAUGUAUGUCAUUCAUAGAAUCGUUCAGCUUGUUAAUGGUGCCCGUAUACAACACGAUACUAAAUUCGGUGAUUACGAAAUGAUUCUUCGUUUCUGGCAUGAUUUUGGUAUUGCAUUGACUUUAUCAAUUUUUGCUACUUUGGCAUUUGAAGCACCUAUUCUUGGAAUUGAAAAAGCUAUAUUUGGUAAAGGAGCCAGUCCUCCUCCAAAGAAACCAGUAGAGCCUUUAACAUCUGUGCAAGCUGAUCCAGCCAUUACGAUUGUGGAAGGAAAGGAUGUUAAAUCGUAAGGGUGUGGUUAAAUAAGUUCAAUAUAAGUUUAGUACGCAUAGAUAUUUAUUAUUUAUAAAUGUACAUAGAAUUUCAAUUGUAAAAUUAGAAAGUAAUUAGUCGAAUUGGUUUUUAAUCUAUAAUCCUGGUAUUGUUAGGAAAGUACAUAUUCGACUUAUAAAUUUUGAUUCUGUAAAACGUUAAAGAUGGUUAUCAAGCUCCUUAUAGGAGCAAAAUUGUUGCUAGGGUGUGUAUGAUGCAUUCAAAUAUUAUUUCACCAAAAUUAGCUGGUAUGAAAAAAAGUUUGUAGUAGUAUCUUCAAAGUAGAAAAAUUGAAGUUAGAAAAAUUAAUAUUUGAUCAAAUUCUGUUUUUAGUUAAAAAAAAAAAAUUAAGAUUAUUCGAGGAUAUUUUCAUUUGAAAAAAAAAGAGAUAAAAUAACACCAUUUCUUUCCUUUCUUAAGCUUAUUCAAUUAAGCUUUUAAGUAUAGUGAUUUUAGCAAAAUAAAAAUGUUAAAAAAUAUCCAAGAUAUAUUAAUUUUUUGACUAAGAAACUCAAAAUGGCUAACAUGUAUAAAGGUAUUAAUCUUUUUAUUAUUUUCCACAUAUUUUUAAG
This is a messenger RNA of Episyrphus balteatus (marmalade hoverfly), 2827 nucleotides long. Its product is annotated as nose resistant to fluoxetine protein 6-like. Lineage: Eukaryota; Metazoa; Arthropoda; Insecta; Diptera; Syrphidae. Gene Ontology annotation, molecular function: acyltransferase activity, transferring groups other than amino-acyl groups. The transcript is spliced from 10 exons. Bases 92 to 2233 code for a protein of 713 amino acids. The record is from RefSeq and is a predicted model, not a curated record.